Molecule: messenger RNA, 7516 nt
Organism: Mercenaria mercenaria
Lineage: Eukaryota; Metazoa; Mollusca; Bivalvia; Venerida; Veneridae
Exons: 5
Coding region: 255-1058 (267 amino acids)
Cellular component (GO): membrane
Source: RefSeq, a predicted model, not a curated record
ACAAAUACACUGCUAUGGAAACUAUUGACGCUGUCUUUAUCCAUAGCGCAUGCGCUUAAAUUAUCGACAAAAUGUGACAACAAAUAUGGUGAUUUAAAUCAAUUUAUACGAAAACAUUAUCAUGUAAAUUUGUUGUGAUAUGAUAGAAGACUGAUGAUUUCAUAAAAAAUGUGACUUUCAGAGAGAAACAAACAAGACAUGUAGAAAGCAUUGAGUACAUACAACGUUGUUUAUCCGUCCUGACGUGUGAAAGUAUGACGUCACCACUAAUCCUUCUUGUAUUUGGAGCAGUCAUUUCCGGUGUGCUCGGGAGUUUGUUCAUUAUCAUCUCCCUUGCCGUAGAUUCAUGGGAGGAAGUGACGUUUAAUACGGAUACGUUGUCGAAGUAUCAAGUAAACAACAGUGAAUAUUAUUGUGUCGUGGCCUCUUCGUCCUCUAAUUACAGUAUACUGCGCCAUAAUACAACAGAAAUAAAGAAUGGAAACUUAACCAGUUCGUUUCAAUAUUAUUACCUGUACUCAACAUACAGCGGCGUUUGGAGAAUGUGCGAUAAUUUAUCAGCGGCUUCGAGACAACGAUUGGAAGCUGCAAAACAGAUGACAGCUAACCGAUGUUACACAUUUGUUACUGAUUAUGACGAGGAAAAUGACUACCUGCCAGACAUGAUGAAAAGCAUCGGACGAAUGCAGAAUUCAGCGGCGUCAUGUUUUAUUGUGAGUCUAAUUGAUUUAGCGGCGGCGGCCAUCGUAGGAACGUUCGCCAUUAUACAAAAACAGGUGUCAGCGUGUAUGGUUACGGGUGUAUUAUACUGUAUGGCAGGGUUAUUUUCCGUGUUCGGUUUAACUAUUUUUCAUACAAAGAUGUACUAUGAGAAAUAUCAGUGUUAUUCCUUCGAGGAGAAUGAACUGCCACCAGCGGCGUGUGAGGCACGUAACGUAGAUAUUGGUUGGGCGAUGCCAUUAGCCUGGGUAGGGGUGAUUGUUUGUGUUUUUGCAUUUGGGAUGUGGAUUUUUGUUACACGUGCCUUCAGACUUAUCAAGUCAAAGACAAUGAUUUAAAGGACGGUUCCAAUACCCUAAGAUGGAGUAUAACACUUUACGAAAUUUUAUUCACUUAAAUAAUUUUGGCUUGUAUCUUUUAAUUAUAAUAGUAAAGUAGAAAGUAAAUAAUGAAUUCUCUCAGCAUAAAAAUAAACGGAUAAAAUAACAAUUCAUUAAGAUUACAAAAAGGUGAAGGUCAUCAAAGGGAAUAAAAUAUCUUACCUGUUAUCAACUUUUGGCCAAGGAUUGACUCCAUUUUAGGCAGUGAUUUAUAUAUCUGUCUUCGACUUAACUUUCUUCCCUUAUAUGUGCAGUGUAAAAGAUCAUAAAAUUGAAACAAAUGCUUUCAAAAAUCUAAGAUACGGGUCCCUUAGGCAGGGAAUAGAAUACAAAUUGCAGUGAAGCUUUUGGGUGUUGCGGGUACCCUAGCAGUAAACCUGUUUAAAAUUCAUGAUGGGUAAGACAUUCUAUUCCAUGUUCCAUUUAAUGACCUAUAUCUUUUUUAUAGUUAGCAUUAAGAGCAGCUUUAUCUGUUUUGAUAUUUCAAAAAGGUGUAUGUCUACAUGCUUUCUACAUAUAACUUUUGAAAAUAUUUCGGCGAAUUAAUUUUCAUAAAGCGUUAUAUACUUUAGAUAGAUCGAUACCUGUUGUUAAAAUAUAUAUAGUUACAUAUCAUUAUUAUAUAGAAUUGAGAUUUUAUAUCUGGAUCUUAAUGAGUUGUUACGUUUUUAUACAUAUACCUUCAUAUUAUCAAUCAAGUUGAUGUAUAUUUUUUUGCAUUAUUUUAUAAGAUAAUUUAAAAUUAAAAUAAGUACAUGUAUAGUUAAAGGUAUAGAGAAGUCAGGGUCAUUCAGGAAGGUCCUUAAGAAUAAUCUAAAUUUAUAGCUUUCUUUUCCACUUUAAAAUAUAACAGCAGGUACACGUAGUUCCCACCUACCGACUAAGGAAUAAUCAUAUCUAUGUGAAAAAAAAUAAAAGCCAGUCGUCUUUUUUUCCAAUAUUUGAAAUAAAUAAAUAAUAAAUAAAAGUCCAUAGGAAGUGAACGCCUGAAAAAAAAAAGUUCAUGUAGACAAAGUUGCAGCGCAAUAGUUCCAGUCCCUCACAGGCCUGCAAUAUGAUUCUUUCCGCGCACAUGUCACCACAUUUACAUAGAGGCGGGCGGCGUGACAAUCCACCGACAACUUAUACUUAUUCAGUAAAGUAUUGAAACAGAACAGUAAAGUAUGUCUGGUAAUUUUACAUAAAAACAAUUGUGACUAAUAUCAAAAUGGGCAAAAAAUUGAUAAAAACUAUCAAGGACAAUGUAUUUUUAUUUACGAUCAGUAUUUCAUUCACUUACGAAUUUUCAUCUGGUGUUCAGUUGCUGCACGAGGUUUCUGUUAAGCAUCGCAAUAGUUUGCCCAUAACGUGUCUGUGGUUGCUACAUUCAGCACUUGAACUCUUGUAUUUACCCAUAUUGUGCUUGUGAUUGCCGGAUUUAGCACUUAAACUCUAUAUCGCACUGGUUUACUCGUAUUGUGUCUUCAGGUGCGAGCACUGGAACUCUAUAUCGCACUGGUUUACUCGUAUUGUGUCUUCAGGUGCGAGCACUGGAACUCUGUAUCGCAUUGGUUUACUCGUAUUGUGUCUUCAGGUGCGAGCACUGGAACUCUAUAUCGCACUGGUUUACUCGUAUUGUGUCUUCAGGUGCUAGCACUUAAACUCUAUAUCGCACUGGUUUACUCGUAUUGUGUCUUCAGGUGCUAGCACUUAAACUCUAUAUCGCACAGGUUUACUCAGGUGCUAGUACUUAAACUCUAUAUCGCACUGGUUUACUCGUAUUACGGUGUCUUCAGGUGCUAGCACUGGAACUCUAUAUCGCACAGGUUUACUCGUAUUGUGUCUUCAGGUGCUAGUACUUAAACUCUAUAUCGCACUGGUUUACUCGUAUUGUGUCUUCAGGUGCUAGUACUGGAACUCUAUAUCGUUCACUACACACAUUGUGUCUGUGGUCACCUGGUUACCAAUAUUGUGUCUGUGGUUGCUUGAUUUUGCCCUGAAUCUCUAUUUCAAACAACAUUUUUAACACUUCAACAUCAGUUUACCAAGACUAUGUCUUUGGUCGCCGAAUUUAGCACUAGAACUCUAUAUCACACUGGCUUACCAAGGUUGUCUGUGGUUGCUCGAAAUAGUGCUGAAACUCUGUGUGAUACUGUAGUUUACUCCAAUUGUGUCUACGGUUGCUUGAUCUGGAACUGAAGCCCUGUAUUAUACUCUAGUUUGCCAAGUGUGUCUGUGGUUGCUCGAUGUAGCAAUGGACCUCUAUAAUAAACUCUAAUUUACCCACAUUGUGUCUGUGGAUAUUCUAUUUAACGCUGACACACUAUAUCAUACUCUAUUUACCGAGAUUGCGUCUGUGGUUGCUCUCGAAACAUCGUUUCAAAUGACCUUAAAACUUUUCGGCGCCUACGAACACUUUCAGUUCGUUUUAUUUCUUCAUGUUUGCUAUUUACAUCAAUACGCUAUUUACGUCAGUCAGUUUGAAAAUACGUGGAAUGGAAAUGCAUAUUUUCCGUUAUAAAUGAAUGCGUGUCUUUUUGACAGAGCAGAUGGUAAUUUCGUUUAUAACUACGUAUUUAAUCGAAGUUUUUAUGAUCUCGUGAAAUACUUCAAAGAGUCUAUCCAUGUUGGCAUUAAGAUACACACUGUUUCUAGAUUAGAAAUUGGCGUAAUGUGCCAAAAUUUGCAAACGCUGUACUCUCAUCCCUUCUAAAGCUUUAUUAUAUACGAUCAAUGUCAAAUUUGCCAGUAUCAAAUAUUCAUUUUUUGGUAAAGUAUUGUAAUGAUACUAAUGCUUUUAUAAACGCAUGGAAAGUACCAUUUCUAACGAGCAUACUGUUUUGAAACUGUAUUUUUAGGUAGAACAUUAUGAAGAGUAGUCCAUAGAUCUUUGAAUUAGUGUGUCCUCAAACUGUAUUUAACUUAUUAAUAUUUUGAAGCAAAGUUCAGUGUUUAAUGAUAUAAAAGUCUUUAUUUAUUUUCUAUAACGCUUUUAAUGUGGAUGUUAACUUUAUAGAUGAUUCUAAAACAAAUUGCCAUGUGUGUGCCGUCCUUUGCCAUUGUCAUAUUAUGUCCUAUUAAUUGUAGUUGUUUAGUAUUUUUGUUUGUUUAUUUUAUCGGAUAAGGUUUCAUAUUAUACCAACUUAAACCUUUUAAUAUACUAAUCAUUUAGAAGACAAACAUGCUUGACAACUAAUCAGGGCCCGUCAAGUUUUAUUGGCAUUGGAAUAGACCGAUGCAUUCCGUUACAUGACUAAACUAUGUAGUUACCGGCUGAAAAACGAAUAUAUGUUCAUAUUUUACUGGUCUUAGAUAGUACUGAUCUCGUACGCAUACGGUUUUAUAUAAUAUAUAUUUUGCCAUUUUGAAUUCAGUGACCUUCAUUUUAGCAAAUGAUGGCGUAAUUCGUAAUAAUAUUUAUUUGCCAGUUCUUGCAUCCAUUGUGUGUAUGUGUCGGUGUUUAAAGGAUGUUUUUAAAAGUCUUUUAGUCCAGAUAAGUAAAGUAAAAUGAUGUUUCAUUGAUACAUUGAUUUACUUUUUCAAAUGUAAGCAAAAAAACAAGUAACCAUAUAGAUUAAUUACCAAACAAUGCCUGGUUUAGUAGAUAUGUUAAAUACUGAAAACAAUGAAUUUUAGCUUGAAAUUACGAUGUUUAAAAAUGUAUGUCUUUAAGGCAAACUAUUUUGAGCGUUAGCUCUUUUUUUUCCAUUAAAACAUAAGUUGAAUAAUCUAGAAAGCAGCCAAAAUAGGCAAGACUAUUGUUUUAUUACCGUAUAGAAAGUGAGUUUUCUAUUACAGUAUAUUGAACAUUAGAUAGUUGAAAAAAUUGACAAACUUUAAUGGGUGUGUGGGUUGUAAUUAUGACUAGUAAAUUGGUACUAUCACAACGAGAGAUUGUUUGUUAACUCUAAAUGCUGGCAAAAGUAAAAUUUCUGUAGAACAUCUUCGUAAUGUGAAUACUAUUAUAUCUUCGAGUUGUUGUUAUGAUGUUAAAGUAAGCCAAUACAAGUUACUAAAAUGUUUGAUUCAUUAUAAACCGUUCCGAAAAUAACACGUAUUUACAUUAGUACAACAGUUCAUAAAGUAAUGAAAUAGCACCCUACAUUUUCUUAAUUUAGGUAAACUUUUAAUGUUCGUUUUAUAUUUCAUUAACAUAGCAUUAUCUAGGUCGCAUCUAUUUUUUUUAUGUCGUAUCAAUUAUCUAGGUCGUUUUUCUCAUUUUUGUCGUAUUUACUUGUAGUAGAAAUCACUUUGAAAUAUGUCUUUGUCUAGUUUUAGUUUUUGUUUUUGUAACAGUUUCGUGUAUAAAAGUUAAGGUAAGAAUGAUCUUCCACCACGAGUUAUAUCCCUUGGUAUUUUCGUUUCUUCCCGUCCAAACGGUGCAGUUUCAUAUAACAAAAACAACAAUACAUUUUAGACAUUUUGAAAAUGUCAGAUAUCAAUGGAUCGGACAUGAAGUUUUUCAGAAAGUAUGUUAAAGGCACUGACAUCAAGAUUUUGGCUAAAUAUGAUCUUUCUUUAAAAUUGUAUGAACAUUAGAAUAUUAUGAGUUUUUAUUUCUAAACUAUCUUAAAAAUGCCAGACCAAGAAUGACGUCCGAUUCGGGAAUCAAACCUUGGCCGCCGCGGCAAUAAGAACUUUCCAAAUGCCACAGAGGAAUAUGUAUUUAACGAUCGUUAGAUGUAAUAGGGUUAUUAUAACAGUAGCUCGAUCUAGGAUGCUGUAUUUGGCUCGAUUGGAAUUUUGCCAGUUCGGAUUUCACGAGGCGCACAAGCGCCGAGUGUAAUUCGACCUUGCAAAAUCGACAAGAGCCGAAUACAAAAUCCCAGAUCUAGCUACUGUCAUAAUGACACUUUUUAUAUACCUCUACCUUUUUGUUUGUUGUUUUGAUAUUGAACGAAAUCUUCAAUGUUUAUCGAUAUUAAAAUGGAACAAAUGCCUUGGACACAAAACGAUGUCCGUACGGUUUUAAAAACUAGUCCACUAAUUUUAGAAUCCUUACGGUCUCUGUACAAUCGUAGUGUCUGGUCACAGUACCUACCGGUCCCGUACGAUCGUAAGAGGAUGCAGUCGUAGAAUAUCCGUACGGACAUCGCAGACAAGUCGUGCGGAGCUCGCAGGGAGCCCGGCCGUACCUCGUACGGUUCUUGCGAGUUCGUACGGCGUUCGCACGGCACUCGUAAGUUGUCCGCACGGUGUCCGUGCGACAAGAAUAAAUCAGUUCGGCGAUGUCUGAAAAAUUUGCAUUUACAAUCGUAGGUUAUCCGCACGGACAUCGCAGACAAGUCGCACGGAACUCGCAAGGAGCCCGGCCGUACCGCGUGCGAUGUCUGUUGGCUCGUGCGGCGCUCGCACGGUGUCUGUACUGUGUCCCUGCGACAAGAAUAAACCAGUUUUGCGACGUCUGAAAAAAUGUCCAUUUGUAGCCACUCAACUGAUCGUAACGCCAUGAGAGCUCCGUGCGGACAUCGCACGUUCUCUUUACGGUGUCCUGAAUGUCGUACAGACAUCGUACAUUGACCGUGCGAAUCCCCUACGAUAGUCGUGCGAGCAUCAGCAAGCCUCGCAGUUUUCCAAAUCCGUGCGAUGCCCGUGCGAGCUUCUCCGGGGCUUCGUAAAUCUCUACGAGCUAGUAAAGAACUCGGGAGCUCGGUGAAACAUUUUCACUCUUCGAGUUCAAAAAAUCCGCACGUCGGUCGUACGAAUCAACGAUGUCCGUGCGGACGCCGUACGAGUUUGCCAAACUUCGACUAAAAACCUAUUCGUACGGAGCUCGUACCGUUUUUGUGACCAGGGUAUUAAUGAAGAUAUUAUGUGCGAUAUUUAUAGAACUGUGUCAGGUCAUGCAUUAUUAAUGAAAGUAGUCCGGCAGCAUACAAUACGGAAGCUACAAUACAGUUAAAGGUACAAUACGGAUUUUUUUCCUGCCUGUUCAUAAUACAAGCCGACUAUUUUUUUACAGAAUUUAUAUAGGUUUAUAAUAAAGAUAUUUAUAAUUAAGGUAGUUUACCUUGAGUAAAACGUUGCAAACGCUUUUCAAUUUUCAGUGUAAAAAUUAGUAAAACAACUAAUUCUCACGUGUUUCAAUAACAUAUAGUCUGUCAGUAAUGAAGUUUUAAAGCAUUCUUAAGAGAUAUAGAAUUAAUUUCCAGAAACCUACAUUCUGUUUUCUCUCGUGUUUUUGUUGUCUUGCGAUUUGGAGGCUAGUGCUUUUGGUAAUUUUUUGUAUAAUAACUAAAUCGAAGUUUUUUACAAGAGUACCAUUUUUUUCAAAAUGUGUGUUUAAAAUGUAAUGUUAACUGAGUUCGUAUAAACAUCAAAUAUUAUCAUUCCUGAUGUGUCUGACAGCUGUUUUAUAUAAAAAUUGUUUUUGUUUUAUUCACUUGUCUGUGAUAAUGUAUGUUUUAACAUUGUUCGAUAUUGUUUCAUCUACUGUU